AUAGCAUUUCAUCAAACACUUCAAAACUACACAAAGAAACCUUCAAGCUAGCUAAUUUGAGAUCAUCAUGGCUCCUUCUUUGGCUAUUACUGCUAACAAUAUUGAUCACGAGAGCACCCCUGAAGUUGUGGAGAAAUGGUUUCAGGACCACAUUCUGCAUCAUGCAAAACCUAAGGUCACGAAGCUCCAUUUCUUUGUUCACAACAAUGUUAGCGCCAAUAAUCCCACUUCUGUUCUUAUUGCUCCAGCCAACUCCAACAAUAUAGCAUCGAUUGCUUCCAGAUCGACCUACGCUAUGGAUGCUCCAAUAACUGUUGAUUCAAAUCCAAAUUCCAACUUUAUUGGUCGAGCUCAGGGCACGUUUACCUUUGUAGGUCAAGCCGAACCGGUCCUGUCUAUGGCCAUCAACUUGGUCUUAACGGAAGGAGAUUACAAAGGCAGUUCUCUAAGCAUUCUAGGAAACAAUCCAAUAUCUCAUGAGUACAGAGAGAUGCCAAUAUUAGGAGGUACAGGAGUAUUUCGAUUAGCUUGUGGGAUUGCCACCGUGGAUACCGUCACUAUUGACAUUGCAAAGUUGAAUGACAUUCUUGAGUACCACGCUAUCGUUCAAUAUUACUGAUUCCCUUGAAUGAUUAACUAUUUAAAACUUUAAUUCUGUUUUAGUAUUAUUUAUUGGUUUCAGGUUGCUGCUCAAAUUUUCCUUUUUGGAAAUUUUUUGCAAAUCCAUCUUUGUAAUAAUCAUGUGUGUUCAACUUCAUUUGUGAUCUUCUUCUGUACAUAUAUGUUACUAAAUGUUGCAUUUAAAAAAAUAAGAUAAUAUUACUGGCUUGCCGAGU
This is a messenger RNA of Oldenlandia corymbosa var. corymbosa, 836 nucleotides long. NCBI's taxonomy places the organism in Eukaryota, Viridiplantae, Streptophyta, Magnoliopsida, Gentianales, Rubiaceae. The record is from the annotation of a GenBank genome assembly.